AUGAUAUCUCACUGGUUGAUUAAUUUGUGUAGUAGUGAUGCCUCUUUGAAUGCAGAAUAUAGUCGUCCUCCUCCAGGAAAUGCAUCCAAUUCAGAGAGAAUCCAAAAUGAUUUCCCGUCUUGUGAGGUUGUAAUGAGAGCUGAUGAUAUUCUCAACAACACUUCCAUCAUUCCUCAAUGGUGGCACACAGCAUUAACUGAAAAGGGGCAACAAUUUGAGACUGUAAACGAAUUGAGACUUGCUUUGCAGUACUAUUCCAUGGCGAAAAAAUUUGACUAUGAAUUUGUAAAGAAUGAACCCAAACGUAUCCGAGUAUGUUGUCGAUAUAAGGAGACAUAUGGAUGCCCUUGGAUGCUCUUUGCAUCUCCUGUUAAGUAUGGUAAAAGAAUUGAAAUCAAAAGGUUUGUGAAUGAACACAGUUGUGGACAACAUGCUAACUUGUCAGGGCAAUCACGGGCAUCUCGUAAAUUCAUAGCAGCCCAAUUGCGACCGGUAUUAAAGGCGCGACCUGAAAUCCGACCAAUUGAUGUGAAAAAGGAGUUCCUCACUCGAUAUAGAUUGAGACUUGAAUACAGUAAGAUAUGGUGGGGCAAAGAAAGAGCGCAGGAGGAUAUGUAUGGUGAUAGUUAUGAGGCUUAUGAUCAAUUAAGAUGGUAUGAGCAAAAGGUGAAGGAAACGAAUCCAGGAAGCUACAUAUGCAUUGACCAGAAUGAAGGAAGGUUCAAAAGACUGUUUAUAUGUUAUGCCGCUUGCAUCGUUGGUUUCUUAAAUGGGUGUAGACCCCUAUUAUUUUUGGAUGGGACCUUUUUGAAAGACAGAUACAAAGGCAUGCUCCUGAGCGCCAUAGCAUACGACGGAGACCAAGGGAUAUUUCCGGUUGCGUAUUGUAUAUGUGAUCAGGAAAAUGUUGAUAAUUGGAGAUGGUUCCUUCAAGGCUUGUGGUCCAUACUGUAUGAAAGGUUAGACCCGUACAAUCCUCCCCACCAAUUGGUAAUUAUUUCUGAUGCCGACAAGGGGAUUCGAGAAGCCGUGAGAGAAUAUUUCCCUGAAGCAAUCCACUCACGAUGCGUGCUGCACCUAGUUGAAAAUUUUAGAACAAAGCUAAAGGAUUUGGGAUUGAAAGCAAAGGACACACAAGUUUUGGGGAGUUUGCUCCAAUCUGCUUGCUAUAAAUACACUAUAGCGGAAUGGAACGACUACAUGAAGGAAAUUUAUGAGAUGGCUCCAGUCGCAUAUGAGAUUGUACUCUGUUAUUCGCCAGAGAAUUGGGCGAAUGCAUUCUUCCCUGGUAUCAGGUAAUGCAUUCAUCUUAGAUUAUGACGUUUUGCAGUUGAUGUUAACUAUUCUACAUAUAUGUGAAUUUUUCUUUCUAUAGGUUAACUUUGUCUGAUAUAUGUUAACUUUCAGCAAUAUAUGUUAACACUGAUGUUUUUAUGUUAACUUUGAGCAGUAAAGGUUAAGUUUUGUUGUUACGUGUUAAUUUUAUUACAUAUUGGAUGCCCAUCAUACUAUUAAUUAUUUUGUGCUUUGCAGAUAUGGUCAUGUAACCUCUAAUGUUGCAGAAUCCUUUAACAGCUGGAUACGUGAAGCUCGAUUGUUACGUAUCCUGCAAAUGGUAGAGCAUAUCCGAAAACAAAUUAUGAGUCGCCUGAACAAUAGACGGAUUAUGGUUGAUAAGUGGACAAGCUAUCUGUGCCCUAAAGCUGAGCAGAUUGUUAGAGAAAAUAUGGA
Messenger RNA from Asparagus officinalis (garden asparagus), 1731 nucleotides. RefSeq lists its product as uncharacterized. Bases 1 to 1299 code for a protein of 432 amino acids. The record is from RefSeq and is a predicted model, not a curated record. The transcript is spliced from 2 exons. NCBI's taxonomy places the organism in Eukaryota, Viridiplantae, Streptophyta, Magnoliopsida, Asparagales, Asparagaceae.